Messenger RNA from Condylostylus longicornis, 493 nucleotides. RefSeq lists its product as uncharacterized. NCBI's taxonomy places the organism in Eukaryota, Metazoa, Arthropoda, Insecta, Diptera, Dolichopodidae. The coding region runs from base 65 to 493 and encodes 142 amino acids. The record is from RefSeq and is a predicted model, not a curated record. The transcript is spliced from 2 exons.
UUGCGAUAUCUUAUUUUUCUUAAUCAAAUUUAUUAUAAUUUUGAUUUUAACUAGUCAAUGAAAUAUGGAAAGCAGUUCUCACCUGGAUGAUCUAGAUUUUCAAAAUGUAGCAAAAUUAAAUUUAAAUAAAGUCAGCUCCGGAAUUUCAAAGAUGGGAUAUUCGGACGGAAUUACAGAAGGACGAGAAGUAAUGUUUCAGAAAGGGUUUGAUUUUGGAUAUAAAGAUGGACUAAAAACAGCUUUGGAAAUCUCAAAAUAUGAAGCAGCUGCUAAAAUGUUAAUUGGUAAAAGCAAUAACGAUGAAUUAGUGAGGGAAAUACAGAAAUACCGCCAAGAAAAGUUUGAUGAACGUUAUAAGGCAAAAUAUUUUAAAUGUAACAAUAGUAAAGAUUUACAGUAUGACAUUGUUUCAAGUCAACAUAAUAGUCUCUUGGAUAAGGAAAAAGAAAUAUUAAGAGCAAAAUUUCCAAAUUUUAGUAAUUUAUUAGGAUAA